AGUUUGACGCAUACGUUCUAUAAAUCCAACGUAUGCACCACACAGAACGCACAGCAAAUGCCUCUGCAAUGCAACGCUGCAAGGCAAACGCAGUGUUUCAUUGGAAAUGAAUACAAUUCUGGUGUACUAAAAUGAAAUAACGCUGUCGGUGUGAUCGAAGCGUACUCUUUUUGAGCAGACGGCUGGCGCUGGCUGGCUGCUGCAACAGAGCAUCAGAUAGAUGGGCUACACAUACAGAGACAGAGGGACGCUGUAUCGCUCGCUCGUAUGCUUUUUCUGUGAUGCUAGCUGAGGUGUUUCAGGUGCUGCGGGGAGCAGGGAAGGUUGGCCAAGCAUUUGCCAACACACAAGGGGAGAUGCUGAGGCUAAUGGCCUGCAACUCCACGCUGGGCACUGGGGUCAAAGCUGCCCAGGAGGUGGUCGAGGGCGUGAUGGGCACAGUCAUGGGUGGUACUGCCAUGCAACAGUCCAUCAAGGAGGAUGUGUUCCCUGAUGCUGAGGGAUGGGAGGAAAUGGAUCCGGACGAGGCUGCUAAAUGGGCGGUGGGCUCUGAAUUCCCACCAGGCCUAGAGGCCACAGAGAUGCCCAGCGGAGCGCCUCUCAGCCCAGCUGGGGGUCCAAGGGGAGCAGGCUGGCCUGGCCAAAGUGCCCGGUUCCUGCACAUUGCCUUGACGCAAUGGCACAGCAGGUUUUUCCAUGACUCAGUAGUGGCCAGACUCACCCCAGAUGACAUCAAGAAGGCCAGGGAGUCCAAGCAGGCAUUUGCCAGGCCUAUUGUUAAGCAGAAGCUUAGUGAUCGUGCAAGAGAGAGGAAGGUCCCUUCCACGAGAAUCAGCAGGCUGGUUAACUUCGGGGGUCUGGCUGUCGGGCUGGGACUAGGUGCCAUUGCAGAGGUGGCGAAGCAAUCUAUGGGAGCCAAGCGUGCAGAGGGUGCCCUGUUGGACUCACCUCUCUUGUCUGAGGCCAAUGCUGAGAGGAUAGUGAACACCUUGUGCAAAGUCAGAGGGGCAGCCCUCAAAAUAGGACAGAUGCUCAGUAUACAAGAUAACUCCUUCAUAAACCCCCAGCUACAGAAGAUCUUUGAGCGGGUCCGACAGAGUGCGGACUUCAUGCCCGCCUGGCAGAUGAAUAAAGUUCUGGAGGAGGAGCUAGGUGCAGGCUGGAGGAAGCAGCUGUUGUCGUUUGAGGACAAGCCUUUCGCCGCCGCCUCAAUUGGCCAGGUGCAUCACGGGAUGCUGCAAGACGGCAGGGAGGUCGCCAUGAAGAUCCAGUACCCAGGAGUAGCUGAGAGCAUCCACAGUGACAUCAACAACCUGAUGUCUGUGCUGAAGAUGAGCCUUGUUCUACCAGAGGGCUUGUUUGCAGACAGUAGUCUAGAGGUCCUUCAAAGAGAGCUGGCGUGGGAGUGUGACUACAAGAGAGAGGCGGAGAGUGCCAAGCAUUUUAAGUCACUUUUGGCAGAUGACCCAUUUUUCCACGUGCCAUUUGUGGUGGACGAGCUCUCAGGAAGGAGGGUUCUGGCCAUGGAGCUGGUGUCAGGGGUACCGCUGGACAGCUGUGUAGAUCUGGAUCAGGAGACAAGGAACCAGAUCUGCUUCAACAUCCUACAGCUGUGUCUGAGAGAGCUCUUUGAGGACCCCAACUGGGCCAACUUCUUUUACAACGCUGAACAGAACAAGAUUAUUCUGUUGGAUUUCGGUGCGUGCCGGGAUUACCCUGAGGCCUUCACAGAUGAUUACGUACAGGUGGUGCACGCAGCCUCCAUUGGCGAUAGGGAGACUGUACUGGAGAAAUCCAAGGACCUUAAGUUCCUCACAGGGUUUGAGGCCAAGGCGUUCCAGGACGCCCACGUGGAGGCUGUGAUGAUUCUGGGCGAGGCCUUCGCCAACUCUCACCCCUUUGACUUUGGCACCCAGAGCACCACGCAGCGGAUCCAGAGUCUGAUCCCCGUCAUGCUGCGUCACCGCCUCACCCCGCCCCCGGAGGAGACCUACUCCCUGCACCGCAAGAUGGCCGGCUCCUUCCUCAUCUGCUCCAAGCUUGGCGCCAAAAUCGCCUGCAAGGACAUGUUCCUGGACAUCUACAACUCCUACCAACAGCGGCGGCUGGAGAAGGCUGCCCAAAUUCAGGUCUAGAUAGGGUCAAAGGUCAUUACUAGUGGUCACCCUCUCAGACUGCACCCUAGUGGGCAGAACUGACAGUCCAACUCCCAUGGCUUUGUACUAUGUUUAUUUAAGAUAUAGUAACUGCACUACAUGGAUGAUCCACAGACUCCCAGCACUUUGACUCUGUCAGUGACUUGAUGCCACUCCAAAACUGAGUGAGGUGGUCUGGCAGUAAGGAGUGGGAGGCAGAGCGUCUGCUUGUAUAAAAGAACACAGAAAGAAACUCUAGCAUUUGUGUGAUUUGAAUCACUUGAGAUUAGUGUUAAUAAUAAUUGUUUAAAGGUAUGGUCCAACUUGAUGUACAUAUAAUUGAUUUGAGCUGUGUCUCUGUUAAGGGAAAAGGUAAUAUGUUUUGAGUGUUGGAUUGUGUUUUUGAUGUGCCCUGGUCCAAUGGUUUCCAUCGAACUGUCAUUUUUAAUGUAAAUGCCACAAACAUCGUAUUUGUUUCUGAAAAUGGCAGUGUUUGUCCUCAAAGCCAUUUUUACACUGAAAGUGAAGUGGAUGUUAUUAUACACAGUACAAAGAUUGCAAUAAUAUUUGAAAGAGCAAUCUUCAACAGGUAUAAUUUUGGCUAAAAACAAUGUGGGGAAUAUUUAAUGCUGGAAAAUAACUUCUAUACAAGGCUUAUUUCACUGCCUUUGGUUGCAGUAUUGAGCUGCCUUGUGCAUGUAUUUCCACAGCAUGUUGAUGAGCAUUGUUCUACGUAUUUUAAAGGACUGUUUGAUGGAAACCCUAAUGUCCUUGAAAACAGUAUGAUAAAAUAGUCCAGCUAGAUGACGUCGUCUGUAAAAAAAACAUCUGCAUAAAUGUGUGCGUUAAUGUUCUGUUCCAUGCACUUUGGGACCGUACUCCACCUCCGUAAGACAUAAUCAAUGAUUAUUCUGUGGGUUUCCAUCCUUGCAAUUAACAGUUGACUAAAAGGGAGACCUAUUGCCACGCGAUAGCUAUUUAAAUUGGGUUAAAUUCAGAACAAAACGGGCUGAAAUGUGAAGGAUAACCUCCUUUUCUCCAAUAAGAAAUGCUAAUUUUGUUGCAAAAGGUUUUGCUAUGGUAUACACUAAUGAAUAUACGCCUGUAUUAGCAGGCGCCUGCUAGUAAUGAGGUGAUUUACCAGCUCAGAUAACACAAAAACAUACCUUAAACAUGUUUACUCUGAUGUUUAAGAGAUGGGGCAGGGAAUGGAACAUCGACUAAAUGGCCCAUCUUUACUGUAUAUUCUGCUAAACUCUCUGAUGUACACAAGGUGAAGCACUGUAAGGUGCAUACGGAGAAGAUGGUUUACUGGUGUGAGCCCUAGCUGUUGGAUUUCCUUCUUCACUCCCCGUGAGUUAUUUACUGUUUAUGUCUCUGGACUGAAAUAGAGGAGACCUUCCAGGGUCCACAUACAGAACAUCAUGAUAAUAGCUCUUUCCAUUCUAAUGCUAUUUCCUCCACAAUAAUCUAAUGGACAGUUAGCCAUUAUAUUCCAUCACCUCUGGCCCAUCUACCUUGUCCUUGUACCAGACAUACAGUGGCAAGAAAAAUUAUGUGAACCUUUUGGAAUGAUCUGGAUUUCUGCUUAAAUUGGUCAUACAAUUUUGAUCUGAUCUUCAUCUAAGUCACAACAAUAGACAGUCUGCUUAAACUAAUAACACACAAACAAUUCUACAUUUUCAUGUCUUUAUUGAACACACCAUGUAAACAUUCACAGUGCAGGGUGGGAAAAGUAUGUGAACCCUUGGAUGUAAUAACUGGUUGACCCUCCUUUGGACGUAAUAACCUCAACCAAACAUGUUCUGUAGUUGCGGAUCAGACCUGCACAACGGUCAGGAGGAAUUUUGGACCAUUCCUCUUUACAAAACUGUUUUCAGUUCUGCAAUAUUCUUGUGAUGUCUGGUGUGAACCGCUCUCUUGAGGUCAUGCCACUGCAUCUCAAUCGGGUUGAGGUUAGGACUCUGACUGGGCCACUCCAGAAGGUGUAUUUUUUUCUGUUGAAGCCAUUCUGUUGUUGAUUUACUUCUGUGUUUUGGGUCGUUGUCCCGUUGCAUCACACAACUUCUGUUGAUCUUCAAUUGGCGGACAAAUAGCCUUACAUUCUCCUGCAAAAAGUCUUGAUAAACUUGGGAAUUCAUUUUUCUGUCGACGAUAGCAAGUUGUCCAGGCCCUGAGGCAGCAAAUCAGACCCAAACCAUGAUGCUCCCUUCACCAUACAUUACAGUUGGGAUGAGGUUUUGAUGUUGGUGUGCUGUGCCUUUUUUUUCUCCACACAUAAUGUGUGUUCCUUCCAAACAACUGAACUAUAGUUUAAUCUGUCCACAGAAUAUUUUGCACAUCGAGGUGCUCUUUUGCAAACUUGAGACGUGCAGCAAGGUUUUUUUUGGACACUUCUUCCGUGGUGUCCUCCCAUGAACACCAUUCUUGUUUAGUGUUUUACGUAUCGUAGACUCGUCAACAGAGAUGUUAGCAUUUUCCAGAGAUUUCUGUAAGUCUUUAGUUGACACUGUAGGAUUCUUCUAAACCUCAUUUAGCAUUCUGCGCUGUGCUCUUGCAGUCAUCUUUGCAGCACGCCACUCCUAGGGAGAGUAGCAACAGCGCUGAACUUUCUCCAUUUAUUGACCGUUUGUCUUUAUUGACAGGCUGAUGAACAUCAAGGCUGAACAUCAAGGCUUUUAGAGAUACUUUUGUAACCCUUUCCAGCUUUAUGCAAGUCAACAAUUCUUAAUCUUAGGUCUUCUGAGAUCUCUUUUGUUUAAGGCAUGGUUCACAUCAGACAAUGCUUCUUGUGAAUAGAAAACUCAAAUGUAGUGUUUUGUAUCGAGCAGGGCAACUCGAACCAACAACCCCAAUCUCGUCUCAUUGAUUGGACUCCAGGUUAGCUGACUCCUAACUCCAGUUAGCUUUUGGAGAAGUCAUUAUUCUAGGGGUUCACAUACUUUUUCUAACCUACACUGUGAAUGUUUAAAUUAUGUAUUCAAUAUAGACAAGAAAAACACAAUACUUUGCGUGUUAUUAGUUUAAGCACACUAUGUUUGUCUAUUGUUGUGACUUAGAUGAAGAUCAAAUUUUAUGACCAAUUUAUGCAUCAAUCCAGGUAAUUCCGAAGGGUUCACAUACUUUUUCUUGCCACUGUACCUCUGAUUGUCAAGGUAGAAUAUUGACUAAGUAGGCUAUUACUGUCAAACCUAGAAGCUAUCAAUAAUGAAAACCUUAACUAUUAUCUGUAUGAGAAGAGGAGUGCUGCGCUGCAGUCCUGUAGUCACAAGCUUUAAGUUACACAAUUAUGCAUGUAGGGCCAAACGAGUAUGAAUGUUAGUAUUAAUUGCCACUUCUAAGCAGUGGUGUAAAGUACUUAAGUAGUACUUUAAAGUAUUUUUACUUAAGUUGUUUUUGGGGGCGUCUGUACUUUACUAUUUAUGUUUUUUAGUACUUUUACUUCACUACAUUCCUAAAGAAAAUGUUAUUUUUACUCCAUACAUUUUCCCUGACACCCAAAAGUACUAGUUACAAUUUGAAUGCUUAGCAGUACAGGGGAAAAGGUCAAAUUCACAUACUUAUCAAGAGAACGUCCCUGGUCAUCCCUACUGCCUCUGAUCUGAUGGACUCACUAAACAUAAAUGCUUCCUUUGUAAAUUGUGUCUGAGGGUUGGAUUGUGCCCCUGGCUGUCAGAAAAGUAAUAAAAAAGGAAAUUGUCCAGUC
Salmo salar (Atlantic salmon) is the source of this 5841-nucleotide messenger RNA. Its product is annotated as atypical kinase COQ8B, mitochondrial-like. The record is from RefSeq and is a predicted model, not a curated record. Lineage: Eukaryota; Metazoa; Chordata; Actinopteri; Salmoniformes; Salmonidae. Gene Ontology annotation, biological process: ubiquinone biosynthetic process.